Ziziphus jujuba (common jujube) is the source of this 1640-nucleotide messenger RNA. RefSeq lists its product as uncharacterized. The transcript is spliced from 16 exons. NCBI's taxonomy places the organism in Eukaryota, Viridiplantae, Streptophyta, Magnoliopsida, Rosales, Rhamnaceae. The record is from RefSeq and is a predicted model, not a curated record. The coding region runs from base 157 to 1338 and encodes 393 amino acids.
AGUUCCAUCUUUUUCUUUUUUUUUUAAAUUGGCCACCGCUCAGAUCUAUCUGAGAGAGACACCUAAACAACGAAACUAUCUCUCUCUACUCUCUCUCUCUCUCUCUCUCUCUCUCUCUCUGUGUUCGAAGUUCGAACUCGAAGGAAGCUCUCAACAAUGCCGGCGACUGACACAGACUUCGAUCUUAGACCGUCUCCUCCGUCUGCCUUCACAGUCGGUGAAUACGCAUUUGCCGAUGUGGGGAACUUGGAGCAUUGUAUCAAGUAUUUGAACCAAACACUGGUUACCUUUGGUUUCCCCGCUUCCCUUGAUCUAUUGGCGAGUGAUCCGGUUUCGGUCGCGCGGACUUGCAAUUGUAUAUAUGCUUUGAUUCAGCAGAGACAGCGUGAUGUUGAAUUCCGUGAGUUCGCUAAUGAGCAGAGACAACGGCUUCUAUCAGACAUUUCAAGAUUAGAAGCUAAAGUUGAGAGGCUUGAGGGGCAGUUACAAGCAAAAGAUAGGGAGAUUGCUACAAUUACCCGAACGGAAGCGAAAGCUACAGCAGCUUUUAAGGCCCAAAUUGAAAAGCUACAGCAGGAGCGUGAUGAGUUUCAAAGAAUGGUCAUUGGAAACCAGCAAGUGAGGACUCAACAAAUACAUGAGAUGAAGAAAAAAGAAAAGGAGUACAUAAAGUUGCAGGAGAGGCUAAACCAAGUAUUAAUGGAGAAAAAGAAGGAGUCUAGAUCAGGCAUGGAGAUAAUGAAUUUGCUUCAGAAAGAAGGACGGCAACGUGGAACAUGGAAUGGGAAGAAGGCUGAUAAUGACUUUUAUAAAAAGAUUGUGGAUGCUUAUGAGGCAAAAAAUCAAGAAUUGAUGGCAGAGAAUGCUGAUUUAAAGGCAUUACUACGGUCAAUGCAGGUGGAUAUGCGUGACUUCUUAAAUGCUCCAAAUGGGUUGUCCAAGCAGCCUCUUGCUGUUAGCAAAGGAACCGAAACUGAUCCCUCACGAUCUCCAUUUGGUGGGAGGACGGAUGUCUUUGACCUACCAUUUCAUAUGGCUAGAGAUCAAAUAGAAGAAAGUCUCCGAACGAAGAUGGCAUCUAUAAAGGAGCGAAUGGUUCAAUUGCAAGAUGCACAAAAAGGAGCAGAAGUUACUUCUGAAGCAACUGAAAGGGAGCUUGAGCUUGAAGCUCAGCUUGUUGAAGCAAGAAGCAUAAUUCAGGAGCAGGCAUCAAUCAUGUCUAAACAUCUUGCAAAGUCUGAGAGUGCAAAGUCUGAGAGGCCAAGGACUCUGAAUGGGCAUUUUAAUUCUGGCAGGGAAUCUAUUGUCUCAUCACCAGCUGAGGGGAUAUGCAAUUGACAAGCUUGACUAUGUCCAAAACUUUUGGCCAGCCUUCAGAUCCACUGAAGUUGGGUGUAUGAUGAGAUGGAUGGAAGCAAGCUUUUAAAGCUUCUGUGUUCUUUCCCUAACAGAGCUUUGGGAAUGAUCCGACCAGUAUGUAAAAGUUAGAGGACAUUUAACCUGUAUUGUCCAUGUAAUUAUUACUAGCUUUCAUUAGUGAGUAAGCUUCAAGUGCUCCUUGUCAAAUUUUUUUUAUAUUCCUAAUUUGAAGUCCUUUAUUAAGACUCCCGAGUUAAAUCAAACUAUAUAAUUAUUCUUCA